CAGGUAAUUAGUUCAAUGCGCGUUUCUCUUUUCCUUUCAGCAUGCCCAAUGCCUGUCAACUCGUUUCAAUGGCCAACGCUGCUUGCGCAAUCAAUACCCUGUCCUCAUUCCUAUCACAUGAGGAGAUCGAAGAUGUGGACGGUCUCAACCAGUUCUUCCGUUCUCUCACGGACCCUGCUGCCCCGAGCAGCCUAGAACAGCACCAAGCGACCGAUGCUAUCGUCUUUUGUGCCUCUUCAGUCCUGUCACUUGCGGAUGUGGUUUUCUCGGCUGUGAAUACGAAUGGGUUAGAGUCAAAAGAACAAAUUUCCAAAGAGGGAAGAAACACAGUUCUGGUCUUGUGUGGUGGCAUCGGUCACUCGACGCCUUUUCUAUACGAAGCGAUCAAGAGACAUCCGGUCUACAAUGUGCUUGCCGAUGAAGUGCAAGGAAAGGCCGAAUCGCGUGUACUGCAGCUCAUAGCUGAGCGCUGGUACGGAAUCCAGAUCCAUGACGUCGGAACUGUGGAAGCGACAAUUCAGCCAGAUGACACGAACAAACUCUUGGUUGUAGUCGAAGACCGUUCUACAAAUUGUGGAGGGAAUGCAGCCGAGUCAAAACGAGUCCUCGAGGCCUGUGGGGUCUGCUCACCGAGGUCCAUUGUCAUUGUGCAAGACCCAACGAUGUCAAGGCGAACGGUAGCCACCUUCCAAAGGGCAUAUGAGGAACAAUGUACUGCGUUGCCCCAAAUAAAGAGUUGGCCCACAUUCACCCCCCAAGUAAAAUUCAUUGACACAUCGCAGGGCAACGUUGAUGAGGACGUCAUGGCUCAGCUUGUGUUUGAUAACAAGGAGUGCGCCCAGAAGACAAUCGGUGGCAUGUGGAGCAUAGGCCGAUUUGUUGAUUUACUCAUGGGAGAGAUUCCUCGCCUCAGGGAUGACGAAGAGGGCUAUGGGCCAAGGGGGAAUGAUUUUAUAAUUCAUGUGGCUAUUCCGGAGAGCGUCGAUGUUGCCUGGGCAAUGCUUUACAGCCUUGUCGGGAAACAGAGCAGGAGCUGAUGGAACGGACAUGCUUAACGGUAAUAAAAGUCCUUAGACCUUGGUCGGCAAUAAUCAUGCUGCAUUUGCAUGAGAUACUGGACGCCGAAGUAGAGCCACUGGAUCACGUACAUACUCGGCUUUCGUGAUAGGCAGAACACAUUUCAAGACCAGAAAGUCCUACAAGUCUUACAAGCUGUCGACUAGACAACUUGAAGAACUCACGAGACCGUUUGAGAGCGGGUUAGCUCUGAAUCCUGGCGGGUAUUCCUGCGUCGCUAGGAGUUGUCUCCGUACAAUCUCUACUCAACACUUCCCAGAGUAAAACAGUCCCAAAACAGGAUAACUAUUGUGUAAUAUCCCUUUGACAACUACCAAGCUCUGCACAAAUGUCUCGCACGUGAGGUUUAACCAAGAUUCGGGGG
Messenger RNA from Colletotrichum acutatum, 1441 nucleotides. RefSeq lists its product as uncharacterized. The coding region runs from base 42 to 1037 and encodes 331 amino acids. Gene Ontology annotation, cellular component: plasma membrane. NCBI's taxonomy places the organism in Eukaryota, Fungi, Ascomycota, Sordariomycetes, Glomerellales, Glomerellaceae. The transcript is spliced from 2 exons. The record is from RefSeq and is a predicted model, not a curated record.